Molecule: messenger RNA, 399 nt
Organism: Lathyrus oleraceus (garden pea)
Lineage: Eukaryota; Viridiplantae; Streptophyta; Magnoliopsida; Fabales; Fabaceae
Exons: 1
Coding region: 1-399 (132 amino acids)
Source: RefSeq, a predicted model, not a curated record
AUGGUGCACCCCAAUGUUUUCUCCAAACAUGUUGUGUCUCCAGAUGCCAAAGGUGUUGUUGUGAAGGCAGUAGAUGUUGGCAACCAAUUUCAAAAUGAGGAAGAGUUUGAAUUUCGUGAUCACGUGCUUCAACGGAUUCAUACGGAGGCCUCAAAACUAAGAUUUAGUAUGGUAAUCAGAAGAUCCGAUAAUGGUUCAGAUAGAAGAUGUGCAUUUGUGACAAUGACAUACGAAAGAAGUGGGAAAUAUAUACCUAAUCUUUGGAAUUUUAAACCAGAUGACAUCGAUUCAAGAAAAUGUGAGUGUACCAUUAAGUUGCAUGGUUAUAUGUUGUCAAAUAAGAAAUGGAGAUUUAAUGUCAUAUGUGGUUUACAUAACCAUGACUUGUUGAAAAGUUAG